AUUAACCUCAACAAUGAAGCUGACCCGUUUCUUACCCGCUAAUCUUGACCCGCCCCAGUUCUUCUUAACUCACCAUAUCAAACCCCAGUGCCGGAAUCAAAUUUUGCAGGAAAAACUAAAAAAUGGUGAGAUUCGGAAGAAUACUUCUAAAAGAUGGAACCGUCGGGAUUAACAAAACACUAUUAGAAUAUCUGGUCUGUCCACUUUCAAAACAACCUUUAAGGCUUUGUGAGAAGACGAAUUCUCUAAUCAGUGAUGCCAUUGGUGUUUCUUAUCCGAUAGUCGAUGGGGUCCCUCGUCUUGUACCAACAGAUGGCAAGAUUAUUGAGACUGAUGAUGCAUUGAAUUCUAAUGGUGCUGGUGAUCUGCCUAAUAAAAAAACAUGAUGAUCAAAGAGGUAGUUCUUAAGACUAUCCACUGACAAACAUCGAGGGAGCUCAUUAUCUGAUGGAAGAUGUUCGAAAAGAUUAUGUGAGUUUACUCAGUUGUACCUCUUUAUUAUGUCAACCUUUUCUUGACUGCAGUUCUAGUUGUAGCGAUCUGUACUUAUCAAUGAGACUAAUAAGAAGUGCUUCUCCUUGAUUAGUAAUACCUAGAAGAGGCUAAUUUCUAUUUUUUUCC
Nicotiana tabacum (common tobacco) is the source of this 621-nucleotide messenger RNA. RefSeq lists its product as uncharacterized. Lineage: Eukaryota; Viridiplantae; Streptophyta; Magnoliopsida; Solanales; Solanaceae. The record is from RefSeq and is a predicted model, not a curated record.